GGGGGGUGCUUGCCCUGAAGAACCACCCCGGCGCACCGGUACUCCGCCCGUCCCUCCGGCAUGGCGCACCGCUGCGUCGGCAAGUGCGCGCCGCUGCUCUUCCUGGCGCUCGCCUUUGACGCCGCGGGGCUGGUCGUGCUGCUGGUCGGGAUUUUCGGCGACCUGAGCCUGCAGGGAGUCUUCUACGGGGACUUCCUCAUCUACACGGGCUCGGUGGUCAUCUUCCUGAGCCUGGGCUGGUGGGCGCUGUGGUACACGGUCAACGUGCGCCUGUACGCGCAGGACUCGGCCGGCUCCCUGGACGCCAGCAGCCUCACGCAGCUGGCCAGGAAGCUGUCCCGGAGGCUGUCUGCGCGGGGGGUGAAGCCCCUGGAGGCCCGGCAGGACAGGGACACCGAGAAGAUGGGGAGCCGGACUGGGGCCCCCAGGAUUGCGUGGGGGAGCCGCGGCCAUGGCGCCGUGACGCACGGCCGCACCGUGGGGCUCGAUGGAGGACCAGGGUGCACACCUGCAGCUGACAGGACCGAGCUGGGGGUGGUGAGGAUCUCACAUGUUGCUCUGCAGGCAGACGACAGCAAAGCUGCCAGCAAAGCUGAGAGGCUCCUCUGACGAGAGAUGGUGACGGCCGCCUUGCUCGGUGCUCCGGACUCUCUCCUCUGCUGCUGAUGAGCUCUACCAUUUCCCCAAAUCCUGCUGAGGAACUUGUUUUUUGUUUGGUUUUAGACAACUUCUUGAUCAGGGAAAAGCCCCGAGGCCCUGUUGAGGUGGCCGGGCUGCGCACAAAGGAAGAAAAAAGUCUAUUACAUGUACAUAAGGAUGCAAAUGAAUGUUUUAUACAUGGUUAUUUUUUGUGGCAGAUGUUAAUUAUUUUUCAUGGUAAUAAAGUCUGAAGGUAAGGGGAAGGACGUGUUUGUCUUUCUCUGCGGGCGACGGGUGCUGACUGAUGUCUGAUAACACAGAAAUGUAAUGAGUUAAGAUUAAAAACACAAAAGAUUU
This is a messenger RNA of Cololabis saira (Pacific saury), 996 nucleotides long. RefSeq names its product transmembrane protein 238-like. The record is from RefSeq and is a predicted model, not a curated record. Lineage: Eukaryota; Metazoa; Chordata; Actinopteri; Beloniformes; Belonidae. Bases 61 to 609 code for a protein of 182 amino acids. The transcript is spliced from 2 exons.